AUGGCGCUAUGGCGUCGUUUUCUGUGCCUCUUGGGACCUGGCGUCGUUUACGUCGCGGGCAACGAGACCUUAGACUUUCUGGAUUGCAGCGGGGACAGCUUCCACCCCGCCUGGCAGCGCUUCAAGGCGAACCUGCCCUCAGAGGUGAACCCAGCCACCGAAUUGCCCGAUGUCAAGGAGGCAACGGAGUUGCUGGACAGUGUCGAGGCCGAGGUGGACUUCGACUGGGCCCAAGCGGUGUCGGAUUUCCGGGACCGACUCAGGGGAGACCUCACCACUGAGGAUUUAGGCGGUUUCUGCCUCUUUGGGGUGGUCACGGCCUAUGCCGUGCUGGCAUACCAGUUGGUGAGGGAGUCCCAAGAAAUCAAGUCGGAUGCCAAGAACCUCUUGGUGCGCGCCUUGAUGGUGAUGGCAAAGAAACAGGUGAACGACUUCUUGGAAUCCUCCGCAUGGCCGGUGCGUUCCAUGGACAUGGUGGCCUUGUUGGAAAAGGAAGACUUCGCCAAGGUGCGAGGCUUUCGCUUGGAGAUGCCGUGUUGGCUGCGUUUGGGCUGUCCACGGCCAAAGAUCCAGGUUCAAGCCUUGAUACCUCCAUUGCCGCCCUUGGAGGCUGCCUGGCCUUCCAAGGUGGUGGCCGUGGGGCUACACACCACCUCCACCUUGGAGGUGGUGUCUGCCUUGAGGGAUGCUCUCUCCGAGUCCUGGGGUCGAGGCGGAGCAGCAGGAGCUCCCUUUGAGAUCCAAUAUGCCGGUCAUCCGUGCCCUUCCCAUUCCGGGAGCGAACAUCACUGCGCCAUGCGCUGCGAGCUGCUGGGUCUCUGCAGCGUCCAGGAGGAUGCAGCGGAUCCCCUGGCGGAAUGGGUGGCGGGAGCCGUGGAUGUGGCGAAGUUUGAGGAACGCGAGUCCUAUAGCCUUAACGAAGCACGCAGCGCCUUACGCUGGGCACCGCGCAGGUUGGAGCCACUGAGACAAGCGGAGUUGAUCCUCUGCACCUUCCCCACGGUUCUCUGUGUGCUUCUGCAUGAACUUUUCCCAGAGACUCCCCAGCUCUAUGUGGCCAUCGCCAAUCCUCUCUUUGCAGCACCUGGCUGCACCCAACAAGAGGAUUCCACGGUGCGCGAUUGCGAGACACCGGAAGCUCAGGAAUUUUUAGUGGCGUUCCGCUCGAUGCUGGCCAAAGAUAAGCCAGUCAGGGGCAUUUCUGCAUACACUGUGACCACUGCGCUAGUGGCUUACCAGGCUGGCGUUGUGUUGCCGUUGGCAGGAAAAGCUGGCCGAUACUUGCCAGCCCAGGCAGGGCCGCUGACCAAGAAUUUGGAUGCAGAGGAGAUGCUGAGAAGUUUCGCCACCGAUUUCUGGUCCCCAAAGUUCCCGCGUCUCAUGGCCGUGGCGCCCAUGCCCGUGGUGCAGGGAAAGGUGGUGGGAAAUGCUCCCAAUCUGGCGGAUCCCGAGUGUCCUGCCUACCCAGCCUAUCCAGUGCCUGCAGCCUGCCCACCAUACACCGGUGCUGCUGCAUCCACCCAGCCGCCCCCGGGUCGGCCAGCGCUUGAAGUCCUACAGCUUUCCUGUCGAGACGCGGAUUUGCCGCCCGAAAUCCGCCUGAGAUUCAUCACCAAGGUCUACGGCAUUUUGGGCACGAUGCUCUUGAUCACCUUUGGCAUUUCAACACCCUUCAUCUUUGCGACAGAGGCCACUUUGGGGUUCUUUCGCCAGAACACCUGGAUCCUCUACAUCAUCUUCGGCAUCGUCAUUUGUCAGCUGAUCUUCAACUUCGCCAUGUCGUGCCAGAUGUGCUGUGGAGGCACUGGCUUGUUGCAAAGCUAUCUGUGGAUGAUGAAGACAUCCCCGUGGAACUACUUGUACCUCAUGACCUUCUCUGCCUGCUUCGGUGUGAUGGUGGGCUUUCUCUGUGCACAGUAUACUGUGCAGUCGGUUCUGCUGAUCUUCGCGUUGACCUUCGUCCUCAUUGUGGCGCUGACGAUCUAUGCAGUGAAGACCAAGGCGGACUUCACAGGAUGUGGUGCGUACAUCAUGGUGGCUCUCCUGGGUUUCAUCAUGUUAUUCCUGGUGUAUACCUUUUUCCCUGGCAGCGUGGUGCUGGCGAAGAUCGUGGCGGGAGCGGGGGCAAUGCUUUUCGGCUUCCUGAUUGUCUACGACACCCAGCAAAUCUUCGGUUCGGCAUCGGCGACAUCCUUUGGCGGCGGAAACAGGGAGGUUGAGUACACCUUGGACAUGUACGCAUUUGCCGCUUGGAACUUGUAUUUGGAUUUCCUGAAUUUCUUCAUCUACUUGUUGCAGUUGUUCGGCGAUCGGAGGAAAAAUUCGCCAGGACCGCGUGGAAUGGGUCCGUGUACAGGGUGGCCGUUUCGCUCGCUGCAGAUCUAUGCAUAUCUGGUCCAUGGUGUACAGGAUGGCCAGGCUGAAUUAAAUCCAGAUGCUCAAAGCAUUUGGGAAAGCCCAAACAGUGCUGUCGAACGCCAAGAUGCUGCGGGCCUGUGGUCCCAGUGGCGACAGCACUUCUUUUGGUGGGUCGACAUGGGGCCCGCGCUUGUGCUAAAAGUUGCAGCCAGUGAGGAUUGUAGCUGGGUGCCACAUGCCUUUUGGCGCGGUGCACAGCGGGAGGAGAUCCUGGUGGCGCGGAGCCGCUUCCUGGAGACGGGCUUCGGCGCCGCCUUUCGGAACCUGCUAGCAGAGUUCAAGGAGACCAUGCAAUCAAGCAUCUCCUUCACGCUUCAGCAAGAGGCUGGCACCUACCUUAGUUACGAGGCAUUGAGUGAGUUCCGCAGCGCUGUAAUCUUCGCGCAGGACCUGGGGCUGCACAAGUUCACGGAGCACUAUGCGAUGGGCAUGCCCAUUUGGGUGCCUUGCAGAGAAAUGGCUUACAGGCUUCAAAUGCUGGUGCCCUGGGGCAUGGUGUCCUACUCCGGGAGCUGGCAGCAUGCAGGCCCGAGCAAAGAUCAGGAAGAUCCCAACUGGUGGGGACAAGCUCCCAGUGAAGUGGGCGAUGACACCGAGCCUCCAGAACUGGCCUUUCGUCCCUUCUUCCAUGCUCAGAGCUUUCCCUAUCCUUUGGCAGAGGCCGCCUAUUGGUACGAGUACGGCGAGUUCGUGUCUUACCCCGGAGUGCAGGAGUUCGCGUCCGUUCCGCAGCUCUUAGAGACGUUGCAAAGUGCAGAUCUCUGGCAGAUCUCCUCAGUGAUGAGGCAGUUUCGCGCCUGGCUGUGGCACAACACCCGCGACGUCUAUGCAGCGGUGCGCAUUGCGAUUUGCAGUUUGGUGCUGGCUAGCUCCGAAGUUGCUAAGGAAAAGCGGCGAGUGAGCUGGCCGGCGUUGCAGCGCAGUGAGAAAGCCCAGGUCCAGUCCUCCCUGGCCUCCCCGACCUACCGGCCCGGGGCUUCCGCCAGCAGCGGCCACGGCGCCCGGCGGGGGGCAGACCUGGCGGGUUCCACAGUGGUCACGGCGCUGGUCACUGCGCGGUGCCGCCGAAGGUGUGGUGCCAGGGCGGCUGUGAAGGAGCUGCCGCUGCCACCGGGGAAACUGGGAAAUGCCAUGAUGGAUUUGCUGAAGUAUAUCAAGGAUCCAGACGAGUACAUUGCAGAGCAAGUGAGGCUUCACGGGCCCAUUUUUCAGACCAACUACUUCGGGAGGAAGACGGUGAUCGUCGGUGGCGACCUGGUGGAAGAUUUCAUCAAAGCUGAGAAGGAGAUCACGAAAUCCGCAUUGCCAGACACGUUUUCACAGCUGCACACUGAGUAUGGCACUAUGAAUCAGGCGGGUGCGAAGCACAUGAACACCCGAAGCAAUUUGAUCAAGGGCGCUUUGUGUGAAGAAGCUUUCCAGGCCUUUCUGCCCAUCAUUCAGCGAAGGUGCUUGGAGCUGGUGGAAAAGGUUGCGAAGCAAAAGACCAUGAGAGUCGCCAAGGAGUUGAAGGACUGGAGUGUGAAACUCUUCUCCGAACUCUUUGCCGGUGAGCCUUUUGGGGACGAAGCCUUAAAGUGGUUGUACCAAUACAACGAAGGCUUGUACGCCCUCUUGCCCUUUAAAUUGCCGUUCACAGCUUUCGGCAGAGGUUUCAAGGCCAAGGAUCAAUUGGUGCAGAUGCUGAAAGAGCGCUUGGAGAAGCUGAAAGCCAGCGGUGACAUCGAGAAACCUCAGUAUGCGGCACUUCGCCGCUUCAGCAACUCGAAGGACGAAAAUGGUGAGCCAUGGAGUGACGAGCAAGUGGCGCAUACCGCGGUGAUCUCUGUGUGGGGCGCCUAUGUGGAGUUGGCAUCGCUUUUGGCCGACGUCGUCUACCUCUUGUCCUCGCAGGAGAAGCUUCGAGAAAAAGCUUUCGCUGAGAUUGUGGCUGCCAACGAAGCUGGUACGGCGGUUGAGAAGAACGAGUACCUCCAGGCCAUCCUGGACGAGACCUUGCGCGUGAAGCCGCCCAGCGGCGGUGGCUUUCGCUUGGCCGAGGAGGAGCUGCAGAUCGGUGGCUAUCGAAUCCCCAAGGGCUAUGUGGUCUCUGCAGAUCCCCGGAUCUCCAACAUGGACAGCAAGUUGCAUGCCAAACCAGAUACCUUUGACCCUGACCGUUUCAUCGAGAGGCCCACCCGGCAGAUGCCCAGCGGCAGUUGGUUCCCUGGGGGCAUCGGACUUCACGGCUGUCCGGGCAUCCCCUUCGCCAUGCUCAUCUCUAAGGUGUUUCUGGCUACGUGGUUUCAGAAGUUCAAAGAUUGGAAACCCCGGAAAGGUAGCAAGGAGGACUGGGUGUCGAUUCCCAUCCGCAUCAUUGGGGACAAGUACGAGAUUGAAGUUACGCAGCGCUGA
Messenger RNA from Cladocopium goreaui, 4812 nucleotides. The record is from the annotation of a GenBank genome assembly. Lineage: Eukaryota; Dinophyceae; Suessiales; Symbiodiniaceae.